Mesorhabditis belari is the source of this 654-nucleotide messenger RNA. The record is from the annotation of a GenBank genome assembly. Lineage: Eukaryota; Metazoa; Nematoda; Chromadorea; Rhabditida; Rhabditidae.
AUGAUCAUUUCUUCAUUGUUGCUGACUGUGGUCUCCCUUCUCUCGCCGAUUUUCGCCGAUGUACUUUCGUUGCCAAUUGAAUACUCUCUCAAUGAUUGGAAAACCGUCGGCAAAUUGGGAGUGAUCGAAGUGAAAGAGGACUUCAGCGGGAAUUAUUCGGGCGUUUUUCGAACUACUGCCGAUGCUCUGCAAUUGGGAAAUGCCCUUCAAUCUGCUUCUUCGUCUGCUUUGUAUCGAGUGAGAACACCCUACGGAAAAGGAGGCGAUUAUGUAUCGAGCUCUACGGAACCGUGUCGAAUUUUGCAAACGAAGCUUGUGCACAACUUCUGGGUGUCGCUCGAUACAACAGGAAAAGCUGUUCAAUCGUUGACUGUGUUUGCUGACCCGGCGUUCAAAUCAUCGGACGAUGGUUGUCAACUAUUGCCACAAAGCAAUUUGGUCGGAAUCGUGCAAGUCACCUCUGUUCAACAACUCAAAAGCCCAGACACCCAAUCGUUCCUUGACAAGAUGGAUAAAGAAAGACGAGCAAGACAACAUGGCGCUGAACAGGAUAAUCGAUCGUUUUUGGCUAAAUAUUGGAUGUACAUUGUUCCCGUGGUAAUCUUCAUGCUUAUCUCGUCGGCCAGUCAACAACAAGAGGGUGGACAAGGCGGA